Durusdinium trenchii is the source of this 399-nucleotide messenger RNA. The record is from the annotation of a GenBank genome assembly. NCBI's taxonomy places the organism in Eukaryota, Dinophyceae, Suessiales, Symbiodiniaceae.
AUGGGCAAUUCAGCGUGCUGCACUGGCGCAGAGGCAAGUGCAGAGUAUGAGCAGAAAGAGCUCACUCGCAAGGAAGCGGCUCCGGGUGUGGGCAACUUGCCAGGCCCUGAGAUCAGUGCCCCGGUGGCUGCACAGGUGAACCCCGGAGAGUACAAGGUGAUCCUGGACAAAUCCACUGGUGCUCGCUUGGGCAUCGAUGUGGACCACAAGGAUGGUGAGACUUUGCUCAUUGAGGUCAUCAACGAAGGUUUGGUGCAGGACUGGAACCUGGCCAACAAGGAGAAGGUCCAUGUGGGUGAUCGCAUCAUCGAAGUGAACGGUAUCGCCAAGGAUGUCUUGCAGCUGGUGGACGAGUGCAAAAAGAACCAGGUCUUGACCUUGAAGCUCCGCCGGGCAUGA